AUGGCCGACGUCGAGAAGAAAGCACGCACGUCGGGGGAGCAGCCCCGAGCUGAACCAACACCCGUCCUGCCAACCGCCAAUACUCCAACGACAGAAAAACCAGCGCCCCCUAAACCUUCCCUACACCCGGCUUUCUACGUCGUGACGUGGAUCGGAUUCAGUGGAGGUGUUAUUUUGUUCAAUAAAUGGUUGUUGGAUACACUUGGAUUCAAAUUUCCCAUCACCCUCACAGCAUGGCACAUGGUCUUUGCGACCUUCAUGACCCAGAUCCUGGCCCGGACUACGACCCUGCUAGAUGGACGCAAAACCGUCAAAAUGACCGGCCGAGUCUACCUCCGAGCCAUCCUUCCCAUCGGCUUCUUCUUCAGCUUGAGUUUGAUCUGUGGAAACAAAGCCUACCUUUACUUGAGUGUUGCCUUCAUCCAGAUGCUGAAGGCGACGAUGCCGGUUGCAGUCCUCCUGACCACGUGGAUGAUGGGUGUCGCACCCCCAAGUUUGAAGACCCUAGGCAAUGUCUCGUUCAUUGUGAUUGGAGUGAUCAUCGCGUCGUAUGGUGAGAUCGAGUUCAAUCUGACCGGUUUCUUGUACCAGGCCGGGGGCAUUACUUUUGAGGCUACCCGGUUGGUUCUGGUUCAACGUCUGCUCAGCUCUGCCGAAUUCAAGAUGGAUCCAUUGGUGUCGUUGUAUUACUUUGCGCCCGUCUGCGCUGUCAUGAAUGGUCUAACCGCCCUGGUGCUUGAGAUGCCCAAAAUGAGCAUGGAUAACAUUUACGAUGUCGGUAUUUUCAUGCUUGUGGCCAAUGCAAUGGUUGCGUUCCUCCUCAACGUCUCCGUGGUCUUCCUGAUCGGAAAGACAUCAUCGCUGGUUCUCACUCUCUGCGGCAUUCUCAAAGAUAUUCUCCUGGUGGUGGCGUCCAUGUUAAUUUGGGGUACUCCCGUCAGCAAGACACAAUUUUUUGGUUACACAAUCGCGCUCGGCGGUCUGUUGUACUACAGGCUUGGAUCGGAACAACUCAAGCAAUAUAUGAGCCAGGCUGGGCGAUCGUGGUCAGAGUUCGGUGUUCAACGACCCGCCAUGCGAAAAGCACUCGUCUUCGGGUUGGUGUUGGUCACAAUUUUCCUCUUGCUGGGUGGCUUGGCUCCAACAUACGCCCCCGCGCAAACCAAGAACUUGAAGGAUUUGUUCAGCACUGGACUGGGUUCAUGA
Messenger RNA from Rhinocladiella mackenziei CBS 650.93, 1206 nucleotides. RefSeq lists its product as uncharacterized. The coding region runs from base 1 to 1206 and encodes 401 amino acids. Gene Ontology annotation, molecular function: antiporter activity. The record is from RefSeq and is a predicted model, not a curated record. The transcript is spliced from 6 exons. Lineage: Eukaryota; Fungi; Ascomycota; Eurotiomycetes; Chaetothyriales; Herpotrichiellaceae. Gene Ontology annotation, cellular component: endosome; Golgi apparatus; trans-Golgi network.